AUGGCUUCUCAAGUUAACAGUCACUUACCUUUGCCCCCAAUUCUCUUAACCUGUACCAAGGCUCUCGCAAUUGUUCGCAUUGGAAUUGGGGCCGCCAGUUUCUUCGCACCACAGCUCACCUGCGCAUCCCACGGGUACCAUGUUUCGGAGCCCUACAAACUUCUUGUGCGCAUGAUGGGACACCGAGAGGUCAUUAAUGGCGGACUCUUGUUGACAGCUGAGGACAAGGAGGCGAAGGAUGGAGGCAUAAAGAGCAUUCGACGGGCGCUGUUGGUUGGUCUCUUGGCUGAUUCACUGGAUAUUUGCGCGGUGGUUUAUGGGUUCAGUCGGGGAGAAGUUGAGAGCACUACAGCUGGUAUUCUUGGCUCGGCCGCUGCUGGAGCAAUCACGCUGGCCACAUUCAUAUUGCGGGCCUUGUAA
Molecule: messenger RNA, 420 nt
Organism: Fusarium proliferatum ET1
Lineage: Eukaryota; Fungi; Ascomycota; Sordariomycetes; Hypocreales; Nectriaceae
Exons: 2
Coding region: 1-420 (139 amino acids)
Source: RefSeq, a predicted model, not a curated record